Messenger RNA from Miniopterus natalensis, 2587 nucleotides. It is a transcript of the gene FSTL4, whose product is annotated as follistatin like 4. Gene Ontology annotation, cellular component: extracellular region. Gene Ontology annotation, molecular function: protein binding; calcium ion binding. The record is from RefSeq and is a predicted model, not a curated record. Gene Ontology annotation, biological process: regulation of BMP signaling pathway; cell differentiation; multicellular organism development. Lineage: Eukaryota; Metazoa; Chordata; Mammalia; Chiroptera; Miniopteridae.
AUGAGACCAGGACACAUUUGGCUGCAUCUUGCACUGCUUGGGGCCUCCCUGCCUGCUGCGCUGGGAUGGACAGACCCAGGAACCAGAAGAGGCCCGAGCGUGGGUGUGGAGGAGUCGCAGGCAGAGGAAUCCAGAAACUUUGAAGUCACAAGAAGAGAAGGGCUCUCGGACCACGAAGGGCUGCCGGCCUCCUGCGGGAAGAAGCUGUGCAGCCGCGGGAGCAGAUGCGCGCUCAGCAGGGAGACGGGGGAGCCCGAAUGCCGGUGCCUGGAGGCCUGCAAACCCAGCUAUGUGCCCGUGUGCGGCUCCGAUGGGAGGUUUUAUGAAAACCACUGUGAGCUCUACCGAGCCGCUUGCCUGCUGGAGAGGAAGAUCGCCAUUGUCCGCAGCAAGGACUGCUUCCUUAAAGGUGACCCAUGCACCAUGGCCGACUAUGCCCGCCUGAAGAAUGUCCUUCUGGCACUUCAGACCCACCUGCAGCCACUCCAAGAAGGGGACAGCAGACGAGACCCUGCCUCCCAGAAGCGCCUCCUGGUGGAAUCUCUAUUUAAAGACUUGGAUGCAGAUGGUGAUGGCCACCUCGGCAGCUCUGAACUGGCUCAGCACGUGCUGAAGGAGCAGGACCUGGAGGAGGGCUUCCUGGGAUGCUCACCAAGCGACCUCCUUCGAUUUGAUGACUACAACAGCGACGGCUGGCUGACCCUCCGAGAGUUCUACACAGCCUUCCAGGUGGUUCAGCUCAGCCUCGCCCCGGAGGAGAGGGUCAGUGUGACCACAGUGACCGUGGGGCUGAGCACAGUGCUGACGUGUGCUGUCCGCGGAGACCUGCGACCCCCCAUCGUCUGGAAGCGCAACGGGCUCGCCCUGAACUUUCUGGAUCUGGAAGACAUCAAUGACUUCGGCGAGGACGACUCCCUCUACAUCACCAAGGUGACCACCAUCCACAUGGGCAACUACACCUGCCACGCCUCCGGCCACGAGGAGCUGUUCCAGACCCACGUCCUGCAGGUGAAUGUGCCACCAGUCAUCCGCGUCUACCCGGAGACCCAGGCACAGGAGCCAGGGGUGGCUGCCAGUCUGAGAUGCCACGCAGAGGGCAUUCCUAUGCCCAGGAUCACUUGGCUGAAAAACGGCAUGGAUGUCUCAACUCAGAUGUCUAAACAGCUCUCCCUUUUAGCCAACGGGAGCGAGCUCCACAUCGCCAGCGUCCGGUAUGAGGACACAGGGGCCUACACCUGCAUCGCCAAAAACGAAGUGGGUGUGGACGAAGAUAUCUCCUCACUCUUUAUUGAAGACUCGGCCAGAAAGACCCUUGCGAACAUUCUCUGGCGCGAGGAAGGCCUCAGUGUGGGAAACAUGUUCUACGUCUUCUCCGAUGACGGCAUCAUCAUCCUGCGCCCUGCGGGCUGCGAGAUCCAGAGGCACCUCAAACCCACUGAGAAGAUCUUCAUGAGCUAUGAAGAAAUCUGUCCUCAAGGGGAAGGAGAUGCCACCCAGCCAUGCCAGUGGGCGUCAGCAGUGAACGUCAGGCACCGGUACAUCUACGUGGCCCAGCCGACACUGAACAGAGUCCUCGUGGUCGAUGUUCAAGCUCAGAAAGUCCUACAGUCCAUAGGUGUGGACCCUCUGCCGGCUAAGCUGUCCUAUGACAAGUCACAUGACCAAGUGUGGGUCCUGAGCUGGGGGGAUGUGCACAAGUCCCACCCAAGCCUCCAGGUGAUCACGGAAGCCAGCACCGGCCAGGGCCAGCACCUCAUCCACACACCCUUUGCAGGAGUGGACGACUUCUUCAUUCCCCCAACAAACCUCAUCAUCAACCACAUCAGGUUCGGCUUCAUCUUCAACAAGUCUGAGCCUGCAGUUCACAAAGUCGACCUGGAGACGCUGAUGCUCCUCAAGACCAUCGGGCUGCAGCGGCACGGCUGCCUGCCUCAGGCCAUGGCCCACACCCACCUGGGCGGCUACUUCUUCGUCCAGUGCAGACAGGACCGCGCCACUGCUGCUGCUCCACAGCUGCUGAUCGACAGUGUCACCGACUCCGUGGUUGGCCCCAAUGGUGGCGUGAUCGGCACCCCACACACGUCCCCUGACGGUCGCUUUGUCGUCAGCGCGGCUCCCACCAGCCCCCAGCUGCACGUGCAGGAGGUCACGCUGCGGGGAGAGAUCCAGACCCUCUAUGACCUGAAAAUAAGCCAGGGCAUCUCCGAUGUGGCAUUCCAGCGUUCCUUCACCCACAGCAACCAGUACUAUGUCUACGCCACACUGGAGACAGAGCCCGACCUGCUGUUCCUAGAGCUGCCCACGGGGAAGGUGGGCGUGCUGAAGAACUUCAAGGAGCCGCCCACGGGGCCAGCCCAGCCCUGGGGAGGGCCCCGCAGGAUCGUGAGGGACAGCGGGCUGUUCGGACAGUACCUCCUCAUGCCAGCCCGGGAGUCACUGUUUCUCAUCAAUGGGCGACAAAACACACUGCGGUGUGAGGUGUCGGGCAUAAAGCAGGGGACCACGGUGGUGUGGGUGGGCGAGGUAUGAAGGAGGCCAGCGCAGAGCCUGGGCCACCGAGCCCCCACCUCAUCCUGAUACCACAGCC